GAAUGCAUGUGACCAUAUCAAGAGGCGGGGUUUGAAUGUGACAAUUUACCUAAUACAAUGUAACCAUCUCAAGUGUCCAAGACAACUGACUGUAAAACCGCAGACCAACUUGUUUACCAGCACUCGUUUCAACUGCUCACCACAAAUGCAACAGAAACGGAUAUCAAAUGGGAGAAAACAGAUUGUCAACAAAACGGAACCGCUGAGGGGACAGGGCCAGAGAACAGUCAUAUGAGGCUAAUGCAGGAAGUAACUGCAGCCCUCAGGAAUCACAGAAUACUGUUCCACCUCUUCUCUCCUUCUCCGGGAGCAUGCCAUCUGAACCUUGUGUCAGUGGGAAAGAGCUGGUAACAGACCAGAGGCUAUGCCAGUCCAAGUCUCACCAGGACUCCGUCCUCUCCGCCCUCAACCAGCAGAGGAAGGAUGGCCUACUCUGUGAUGUCACCUUGGUCGCCGGCGACCAGAAGUUCCACGCCCAUAAAGCAGUGCUGGCGGCGUGCAGCGAUUACUUCCGGGCCAUGUUCAGUCUGUGCAUGGUGGAGAGUGAGGCAGAUGAGGUGAUUCUUCAGGGAGUGACCAGUGUGGGACUGAAACAUGCACUAGACUUCGCCUACACAGGACAGAUAAUGCUGGAACCAGGGGUGAUUCAGGAUGUUCUGUCGGCAGGAAGUCACCUUCAGCUGCUGGAGCUGCUCAGUCUUUGCUCACACUACCUCGUCCAGGAGCUGAACAGUGUUAACUACCUGGACCUGUACCGUGUAGCUGAUCUGUUCCACCUCCCUGCUCUGGAGGAGGCUGUGGUCAGCUUCCUGGUAGAACACCUGUGUGAGCUGCAGCAGAGCCGCCAGGAGGAGGUGCUGCUGCUCCCCUACCGCCUCCUCAGGGAGGUGCUGAGGAGCGACCGGCUCACCUCCCUCAACGAGGAGGAGAUCUGGCAGCUGGUGGUGUGCUGGUUAGAGCAUGACUGUCGGUACCAGUACACAGAGGACCUGAUACAGCACGUUCGUUAUGGCCUUAUGGAUGUGGCCGCCCUGCACCACGUGGCACAGUGCCACCCGCUGGUCCAGUCCAGUGCCACCGCCGCCGCCCUAGUGGACGAGGCUCUAGAGUACCACCGUGCCACAUACGCCCAACCCCUCCGCCAGACCGCCCACACCAAGCCCCGCUUCCAGUCUCUCACCCUCUACAUCGCCGGCGGGCGCAAGCGCGAGGUGAGCCGCGUACGGGAGCUGCGCUACUUCAACCCGGCCGCCCAGGAGAACGUGCGCGUGGCCGGGUGCUCCAACUGGAGCGAGCUGGCACCCAUGCCCGCCGGGCGCAGCCACCACUGCGUGGCCGUCAUGGGUCACUUCCUGUUCGUGGCGGGCGGCGAGGUGGAGCAUUCCACGGGGAGGACGUGUGCGGUGAGGACCGCCUGUCGGUACGACCCCCGGGGGAACCGCUGGACGGAGAUAGCCUCCAUGAAGGCGUGCAGGGAACACUUUGUCCUGGGGGCUCUGGGCCAGUACCUGUACGCGGUGGGGGGGAGGAAUGAGCUGAGACAGGUGCUGCCCACCGUGGAACGCUACUGUCCAAAGAGGAACAAGUGGACCUUCGUCCAGUCCUUUGACCGCUCACUGUCCUGCCACGCCGGCUGUGUGGCUGACGACUUGCUCUGGGUCUCAGGUGGAGUCACAAACACAGCUCAGUACCAGAAUAGACUGAUGGUGUACGACCCAGAACAGAACCAGUGGCUGGCCCGCAGUCCCAUGCUACAGAGGCGAGUGUACCAUGUCAUGGCCGUGGUGAGAAGGCAGCUGUAUGUGCUGGGAGGAAAUGACCUGGACUACAACAACGACCGCAUCCUGGUCCGCCACAUCGACUCCUAUGACAUAGACAUGGACCAGUGGACCCGCUGCACCUUCAGCCUACUCACGGGUCAGAAUGAAUCUGGAGUGGCAGUCCAUGAUGACCGAAUCUAUGUUGUCGGUGGAUAUUCUAUUUGGACCAAUGAGCCCCUAGCGUGUAUUCAGGUGUUGGACGUGAGCACGGAGGGGAAGGAGGAAGUGUUCUAUGGACCAACUCUACCGUUCGCCUCCAAUGGAAUAGCAACGUGUUUCCUGCCUGCCCCAUACUUCACCUGCCCCAACCUACAGACUCUACAAGUGCCCCAUCACAGGAUAGUCUAACACACUAAUAGAGACUACAGUAAAUGUCUACAUAGAUACAUCAUGCAAACAGC
Molecule: messenger RNA, 2221 nt
Organism: Salmo salar (Atlantic salmon)
Lineage: Eukaryota; Metazoa; Chordata; Actinopteri; Salmoniformes; Salmonidae
Product: kelch-like protein 32
Molecular function (GO): protein binding
Source: RefSeq, a predicted model, not a curated record